Messenger RNA from Scomber scombrus (Atlantic mackerel), 1980 nucleotides. RefSeq names its product chemokine (C-C motif) receptor 12a (gene ccr12a). The transcript is spliced from 2 exons. Gene Ontology annotation, biological process: immune response; G protein-coupled receptor signaling pathway; chemotaxis. The record is from RefSeq and is a predicted model, not a curated record. Lineage: Eukaryota; Metazoa; Chordata; Actinopteri; Scombriformes; Scombridae. The coding region runs from base 110 to 1201 and encodes 363 amino acids. Gene Ontology annotation, cellular component: membrane. Gene Ontology annotation, molecular function: chemokine receptor activity.
UGUUGAAUUAAGUCAGCUGUGUUGAGAGAUAUAUUUACUUCUUCUUUUUGUUCCUCAUUGCUCUUCCUCCACUGCAUCUCUACAGAGCUGAACUGGACAAACUCCAGCCAUGGAUAAUGAUGACGACCAGUAUGGGCUCUUCCAGGAAUUACUUAAUUAUACCGAUGACACAACUGAUCCAAGCUAUGUGGUCAGAAACACUGUCCAGCUCUGCAUAAAGGAGAGUGUCAAUCACUUUGGUGCAAGAUUCAUCCCAGUUUUCUACUAUGUCAACUUCCUCCUGAGUUACCUUGGCAAUGGGCUUGUCCUCUUCAUCAUCUACAAGUAUGAGAAGCUCAACACAGUGACAAACAUCUUCCUCCUGAAUUUGGUCCUCUCCAACAUUCUCUUUGCCUCCAGUCUCCCUUUCUGGGCAACCUACCAUCUGUCUGAGUGGAUUUUUGGCUUGGCUCUGUGUAAGAUAGUCAGCAGCGCCUACUUCAUAGGCUUCUACAGCUCCAUCCUCUUCCUCACACUCAUGACAUUCGACCGAUACCUUGCAGUGGUGCAUGCAGUGGCAGCUGCCAAGAGCAGGAAAAAGUUGUAUGCCAUUAUUGCAUCUGUAGCAGUUUGGUGCAUCAGUAUUGUAGCGAGUGUGAAAGAGCUGGUUCUCCAAAAUGUGUGGGAGAGUCCGUAUGGAGGACUGAUGUGUGAGGAGUCAGGAUACGAUAGCAACACCAUGGAUCACUGGCGACUGGUCAGUUAUUACAGACAAUUCGUGUUCUUCUUCCUUCUCCCUCUCUUCAUGGUGAUGUACUGCUACAUCAGCAUCACCAUCCGAAUCCUGUCCACCCGUAUGAAGGGGAAGUGCCAUGCUAUCAAGCUCAUAUUCAUCAUAAUUUUCACCUUCUUUGCCUGCUGGACACCCUAUAAUAUCGUCAUCCUCCUUCGAGCUUUACAGGUCUCCAGCGCCAGUAAGGAGGAUGACCGGUGUACUGACUCAGACAGCUUGGACUAUGCGUUUUAUGUGACCCGGAACAUUGCCUACUUGUAUUGUUGCAUUAGUCCUGUGUUUUACACAUUUUUGGGUAAGAAGUUUCAGAGCCACUUUAGAAGACUGCUGGCUAAGAAGGUCCCCUGUCUCAUGAGACACAUUAGCCUCAGCAGCCAGAGCACCAGAACUACAUCACAGAGGACACCACACUCUGCUUAUGAGUACUAGACACACACACACACACACACACACACACACACACACACACACACACACACACACACACACACACACACACACACACACACGUGUGCACACAUAACUUUUAUUGUUCAGCAUGAAUAGGAGAAAACCAAAAUUCACUCCAUGUUCACUUCCUGUGAGACUCCUUGACAAUAUAACAUUAAAUAACCAGUUAUAAAAAAAAUGUAAUAUUAUUUUAUCAUUAACUUCAACUUUUAUUCUAGUUAAAACUUUGGAGAAAGCUUCUUAUCUGAACAAGGUUACAUAAUGAAGGCUUAUAUGUAUGUUUUUUUGUGAUCAAAUGAAAACUAUGCAAACCAUUUGACAAAACAAUCUUACCAGAAGGUCAAUGAGUAGCUGAUCUGAAGCUAUUGAUCAAAUCCCAUGAUGUUCAUAUUACCAUUUGUACUUGAAGGUGGUCUAUGUUGGCCUGAACGUUGGCACCUUGAGGUGAGAUUGUUGUAGGUUUUUUGUGACCAAAUUUGGCUUCCCACCCCAGACCCACUGUAAACACAAAUCUUUAGCUCAAAUUUUUAAACAAGUAUUUUAUUUUUGUUUGUUUGGUUUUAGCAAAGGUAAUGAAAGGUUCUGUUUUGACUAUUUUAUGUAUCUGCUUUAGACCUGCUCUUGGUCUGGUCUUUAUUCUAAGUGUUUCAGUCUUGUUGAUUCAGUGUUGGAUUUACAGGUGUAUGUUUGUAGAGAUGUUGUUUAUUUGACUGAUCUUGUCUUAGUGCUCUAAAAGAACUGUAUCUUAACUUUCCAAU